AUGGUUUUUUCUUCAAUUCCAGCUUAUCUUGAUUCAGCCAACUGGCAAGAGCAUCAAAAUCAUCAAAUUGGAAAUAGUUCCACAAGCUCUUUUCUUCCACCUGCACCACAGCCUGCACCGCUUCCACCACCAUCCCAGCAGCAUCCACAUGCCACUGGUGGUUCAGGAUCAAUUCGGCCGGGCAGCAUGGCUGAACGAGCCCGGUUAGCUAGCAUACAGAUGCCAGAGGCUGCCCUCAAAUGCCCUCGCUGUGAAUCCACAAAUACAAAGUUUUGCUAUUUCAACAACUAUAAUUUUUCGCAGCCUCGACACUUUUGUAAGUCCUGCAGAAGGUACUGGACUAGAGGCGGCGCUCUGAGAAACGUCCCGGUUGGAGGUGGUUGUCGGAGAAAUAAAAGAAGCAAAGGUUCUAAUACAAAGUCUCCUGUCAACACUGAGGGGCAAAUUAGCACAUCCAGUUCUCCCAAUACUGUUUCCUCUAACAAUGGAAUUACAACCAAUCUAUUAGACAUCAACCCUCAAAUUCCGCCUCAUAGGUUUAUGUCUCCUUUGAGUCAAUUCACUGAUAACUACAAUACAGGUGAUAUUAGCUUAAGUUACAGUGGAAAUGCAACUCCGGUAGUGGGAACAAACGAAAGGAAUUUUCCAGUAGAAAGCAACUUACUUUGUGGUCAGAUUGGUGGUGGAAUGACUUCCUUAUUAUCAAGUGGGGGCAUUGAGCAGUGGCGGCUGCAGCAGCAAUUCCCUUUCUUCGGUGGUUUGGAUCCAUCUCCUUCCGGGCUUUACCAAUUUCAAGGCGGAUUGGAGCAGUCGAGUUUUGUUGGUGAUCAUACCACGAGGCCUAAACUUUCCGGCUCAAUGUUGACUCAACUUGCAUCAGUGAAAUUGGAAGAAAAUCCCAGAUUGAAUUUGUCAAGGCAGUCUAUGGUAAAUGAUCAGUGGAGUACUGGUGCUUCUAAUUGGACAGAUCUCUCUAGUUUUAACUCUUCUUCCACAAGCAAUCCCUUGUAA
This is a messenger RNA of Fraxinus pennsylvanica, 1011 nucleotides long. Lineage: Eukaryota; Viridiplantae; Streptophyta; Magnoliopsida; Lamiales; Oleaceae. The record is from the annotation of a GenBank genome assembly.